Messenger RNA from Vigna radiata var. radiata (mung bean), 718 nucleotides. Its product is annotated as phosphoglycerate mutase-like protein 4. Bases 79 to 651 code for a protein of 190 amino acids. The record is from RefSeq and is a predicted model, not a curated record. The transcript has 6 exons. NCBI's taxonomy places the organism in Eukaryota, Viridiplantae, Streptophyta, Magnoliopsida, Fabales, Fabaceae. Gene Ontology annotation, molecular function: phosphatase activity. Gene Ontology annotation, cellular component: cytoplasm; cytosol.
CGCAUAUACCACGUUCUUUUUCUUCCUUCUUCAUCUUAAUUUGUGCUUCAAAUUCUUGUAGCUGCUUCUUCGCUCAGAAUGGCCAUGUCUUCCUCCACCGUUUCCCUUCCCAGCUAUCCAGAUUCAGAUUAUGCAGAGAUUUUUGUCGUGCGUCAUGGUAAAACAGCAUGGAAUUCUGAAGGAAGAGUUCAGGGACAAGUGGAUAUUGAAUUAAGUGAAUCUGGAAGAAAACAAGUAGUUGCAGUUGUGAAGGAUUUGGACCUACGGGAAAGACACAUGGGGGAUCUUCAAGGCCUUCGUUAUCGUGAAUUAUCAAAGACUAAUCCCAUAGCUUAUGAGGCUUUGGUGUCAAAGGAUGAUGAGCGAGAACUCCCUGGUGGUGGAGAAAGUUUUGUUCAACUGUUUGAACGCUGCAAAUCUGCAUUGCUCAGAAUUGGAAGAAAACAUAAAGGGAAACGAGUUGUGGUUGUGACUCAUGGUGCAUGCAUCGAAACACUGUACAAGUGGUCGAAUGCAAAAGGAAGCUAUGCAGGGAAAAUAGACAAUACAUCAGUCGCUGUUUUUGAGUUGUAUGGUGAGGAUAAUUGGACUUUAAAAAUGUGGGGUGAUGUUAGCCAUCUCACUCAAAAGGCUCACACAACUUCUGUUUAGGUUGUAACGAUUCAGAGCAACUCAUGCAGUUUUGCUACAUGUGGUGGGCCCAACUGUGUAGCAAGUU